AUGUCUGCUGCCAAUACCAUGAACCCACCUGUGGGUGAGCGUUUCCCCGAUUCCCACUCGGUGUCCGAUUCAUCCGAUACCAGCAACGAAGAAGGUUGGGAAGAUGUUGAACCCGAGGAGGAGUCGCAGCCCGUGAUUGGGCUCUUUUCGGACCAUGAAUACCCAGAUGCGCGCUCAAUGCUCAAGGAAUGCAAGGAAAAGUUCAACUUUGACUUGCUGAAGAUCCAAAAAGAUCUUGAUUUGGACUUUCUUGAUAGCAUUAAACUGGUCAAUUAUGUCCGAACUGAAGUGAAGAACGGAAACAAAACCCCGGAUGUGUCCUCCAAGUCUAAGUUUGAGGAUGAUGCCUACCUGAAGCCCGUUUUGGAGGACGAUGCUCUUUUGUACAGCUUGGAUGAUCUUACCGAAGAACAGGGCGAAGAAUCUACCCCUAGUGCCCAGACAAACCGAGAAGUUACUGAGCUCCAGGAGCAGCUGGAACAAUUGCAGAACCAAUUCUCCGAAUACCGCAUUGCUGUGCAGAAGUCAAUGGACGACCAAUUGUCGAAGGAAGAUGAGAAGCUUGCUGAAGCUACCCCGAAGCCCUCGGCCCAUGCCAUUGACAGGCUUCAGGAGGCUGAUGAUGGUUAUUUCGUCUCGUACGCUUACAAUGCCAUUCACGAGUCUAUGCUCAAGGAUGCUGUUCGCACUGACUCUUACCGUGAUUUCGUAUAUGAGAACAAGCAUGUUUUCAAAGACAAGGUGGUCCUCGACGUCGGGUGUGGAACUGGUAUUUUGUCCAUGUUCUGCGCCAAGGCUGGCGCAAAGAAGGUUAUCGCCGUGGACAACUCGAACAUCAUUGAUAGAGCCAAGGAAAUUGUUCACGAUAACGGGCUCGGUGACGUUAUCACCUGUAUUCGUGGCAAGAUCGAAGAGGUCACCCUUCCUGUCGAGAAGGUCGACAUCAUUAUCUCCGAAUGGAUGGGCUACGGUCUCCUGUUCGAGGCCAUGUUUGAUUCCGUCAUCUAUGCCAGAGAUCGUUACCUUGUGCCAGGUGGUCUCAUGGCCCCCUCGCAUGCCACACUGCGCCUUGCUCCCUUCGCUGAUCCAGACUUUAUCGCAUCGCAUAUCUCGUUCUGGAACAAUGUUUAUGGCUUCAAGAUGGAUAGCAUGCUUCACAAGAUUUACGACGAAGCUGUGGUCCGCAGCAACCAGCCUGCAACUGUUGUCGGAGAGUCCCAAAUCUUCUUGACGCUCCCGCUACACACCAUUACCGUCGAGGAACUGUCGUUCUUGAAGGAAUUCCAGGUCACAUUGGACCAGGAUAUUGAUGCAUUAGAUGGAUGGGCCAUCUGGUUCGACAUCUUUUUCAUGCCAUCCAGAGAGUCUAUCCUUCCUGAAAAUGCCAUUCCCUCAGAAAUGUCAAAGAAGGGCGUCGUUUCAUUCACCACUGGACCUCAUGGGACUGAGACUCAUUGGCAGCAGACCAUCCUUCUCAUUGACCAUGCCAAGGACAACGCCAAGCAAGGUUCUCAGGCCUUGAAGAAGGGUCAGGUCAUCACCGGCAAGGUCGGAUAUGAGAAGACUGAGAAGGGCUCUCGGGGAGUGGACAUCAGUGUGCAGUGGGAGUCUGACGCCGGCGAGAAGGGCAUCCAACUUUGGAGUCUUCAAUAG
Penicillium soppii is the source of this 1653-nucleotide messenger RNA. RefSeq names its product protein arginine methyltransferase RmtB. Gene Ontology annotation, biological process: peptidyl-arginine methylation. Gene Ontology annotation, cellular component: nucleus. The transcript has 4 exons. Lineage: Eukaryota; Fungi; Ascomycota; Eurotiomycetes; Eurotiales; Aspergillaceae. Bases 1 to 1653 code for a protein of 550 amino acids. Gene Ontology annotation, molecular function: protein-arginine N-methyltransferase activity. The record is from RefSeq and is a predicted model, not a curated record.